Rhopilema esculentum is the source of this 2263-nucleotide messenger RNA. RefSeq names its product lipid droplet-regulating VLDL assembly factor AUP1. The record is from RefSeq and is a predicted model, not a curated record. Gene Ontology annotation, cellular component: endoplasmic reticulum membrane. Gene Ontology annotation, biological process: ERAD pathway. Lineage: Eukaryota; Metazoa; Cnidaria; Scyphozoa; Rhizostomeae; Rhizostomatidae. Gene Ontology annotation, molecular function: ubiquitin binding.
UGCCUUUUCACAUAAAGUAGUUUCAUAUGUGUGGUUGAUGCUGUUUUUAGAGGCAAAAUGGCGUCUGCGACGAUUGAGGACUUGUUUGACCACAACAGAAUCCCAAAUGGUGUUUCCUUUUUGAUCUUUUUGUUAUAUUGUCCAUUUGGUGUGUUGCUAUGUUUGCUGAGACUUAUCUUCUGUGUGCAGUUGGGAAUUAUCCUGGUCAUUUUGCCAAAAGCCUCAUUCAUAAGAAAGAUUAUUUUGAGAAUUUGUGGAACAAUACUUGGCAUCAUUUUAAUUGUCAAGGACCAAGAGAAAUCAGAUAUUUUUAAGAUCUUGGUUUGCAAUAACAUAUCAACACUAGACAGCUUGAUAAUGGAGUCAGUUGAAGCACAUGUAUUGGUCUCAAAACGUUUUCGAUACCCAGCAUUUAUACAAUGGAUGAUGGGAUACAAAAGCUUUUUACCUUCAAUCACCGCAAUUUCUACCCAAAUGAAGGAAGACCAAUCCAUGUCAGAAUCAAAGUGCUCUGCCUUAGUUUUUCCUGAGGAGUCUGCUACAAAUGGAAAAGUUUCAUUAUUGAAGUUUAGUCCUUGGCCAUUUAAGUAUGGUUGUGUUUAUCAGCCAGUUCUGCUAACUGCUAAAAGACCGUCCAUAUUGCCAAUAAAGCUGUCUGUUGUCAAUGGAACUUUUUGGAGUGACUUUUUAUGGACGUUGUUUGUUCCAUAUACAAUAUUCAGAAUCAGGUAUUUAUUGAAAAUGGAAAAGCAAGAAUCCAUGACUCCGGAAGAUUUUGCCAAAGUCAUCAACCGGGAAAUAUCCAAUGCCUUAUCGCUCCAACCAAGUCAAUUUGAUGUAAAUGACAAGAAGGAAUAUAUUAAAAGAGUACAAAAAACCAUGCAAGAGAUGCAAGAAGCCAGACAGCAAAUACCUCCAAGAAGACAACUACAGCAACAAAAUGCGAUGCCAAGGGUGAACUCUACUGCAAAACUUGACAGAUUGGUUCAACAAGUCAAAGAUGUGUUUCCACAAAUUCCAAGAAAUGUUGUUCGUCAAGACAUAAUGAAGACCAACUCGGUAGAUGUCACGUUAGGCAAUAUUUUGGAGGGAAGGCUGUCAUACACCCCUCUAACAGAGGAAGAAAGCCUUGCAGAAAGAAGACUGCAUAAAGAGAAGACAAAGCCACCAGUUCGAAAUAAGACGAUUGACACAGGAACAUCGAGAAAAGGAAUGUCAUAUCAAGAAAGGAAGCAUAUCAUGAUUGAGGAAGCCAAAAGGCGAUACUUAGAAAGACACCCAGAAUACUGUUCAGAUUUACUGAAAAGUGUGGAGAAAUGAUUCGAGCACAUGCCCAUUGAUUGUCUGAAUCCAUUGAUAAUGUAUUUUGCUGCUACAGUGAAAUUUGCAUUUACCAUUGUGGACAAUGUAUUUUAGCAACUGUAAAGUGGGCCAUAAUUCUAUUUUGCCAUAAUCUGAAUUAAUCAUCAAAGGUCAAAGAUACUGUUAUGGUGUUAAGCAGAUAGCUCUUUCACUUCAGAGAAAGUGUGAUAGUAUGGUUAUUUGCUUCUUCAACAAAAAUUGUAUAGUGUAUAAAGUUUUCUUGCUGGAUUCAUUCUGUCUUAUGAUGCAACUGGUUUAUCUGCCUUAAACAGUAAGAAGCACGAUUUACUAGGGCCCAGUCCCAGCAGCAUCUGUAACCAGUAGAAGUCUGGAUCUCCUUGUUGCUGGGCUGUUUUUAAUACUAGAUCAUUCCUGUUUCGUCACGUCUUUAUUAAAUCCAAUACAUUCCAAAAGUCAUGGUACAUCUCCAUCUCCCCCUCCAAACUAUGUUGUUUUAUGUUAUGUUAAGGGACCCGGUAUUGCCCAAUUUUUUCCUGUUAGAUAAUGACUUGGUUAAAUUUUCGACCAACAUUAUUUCUAGAGAGACAGGGUACGAGGUUUGUCUUCUCUACCAGAAAAUGUUAACUUUUUCCAAGGAUCAAUCGUUCCAAAUAUAUUUGCAGGGAUUUUAGCUUUUGUUCCGUUUGUUUACGUUUUUUAGAAUGAUUACCUCAAAACUGUAGUCCUAUCUUCCACAUACUUUUGAGUUAAAUAAACGCACAUAUUUUCUGUCUGUUCAAACUUUUUUGUGGAUCUAUAUUACGUCUUUACAAAUUGUCAUCCCAAUUCAGCUUUCUUGUAAAGCGAAGAGAAUGUAAUCGAUUUUUCGCUAACUCUAGAGUACAAGCUAAAUCGCUUCAAAACGAAUUACGGAAUGUGUACCAUAUAAAGUUUGUUGUUA